UUUUAUCUUCAAGACACUAAAAGUAGUAAUGGUACCUUUAUAAAUAGCCAGAGAUUGAGUCGAGGCUCUGAAGAAAGUCCACCAUGUGAAAUUCUUUCCGGUGAUAUUAUCCAGUUUGGGGUAGAUGUGACGGAGAACACACGGAAAGUUACCCAUGGGUGUAUUGUUUCCACAAUAAAACUUUUUCUACCCGAUGGUAUGGAAGCCCGGCUCCGCUCAGAUGUCAUCCAUGCUCCAUUACCAAGUCCUGUUGACAAAGUUGCUGCUAACACUCCAAGUAUGUACUCUCAGGAACUAUUCCAGCUUUCUCAGUAUCUUCAGGAGGCCUUACAUCGGGAACAGAUGUUGGAACAGAAGUUAGCCACGCUUCAGAGGCUGCUAGCCAUUACCCAAGAGGCUUCAGAUACCAGUUGGCAGGCUUUAAUAGAUGAAGAUAGACUCUUAUCACGGUUAGAGGUUAUGGGAAACCAAUUGCAAGCAUGCUCCAAAAAUCAAACAGAAGAUAGUUUACGGAAGGAACUUAUAGCGUUACAGGAGGAUAAACACAACUAUGAGACUACAGCCAAAGAGUCCCUGAGGCGGGUUCUUCAGGAGAAAAUUGAUGUGGUUAGAAAACUUUCGGAAGUUGAGCGAAGUCUUAGUAAUACUGAAGAUGAAUGUACCCAUCUGAAAGAAAUGAAUGAACGGACUCAGGAAGAAUUAAGAGAAUUAGCCAAUAAAUAUAAUGGAGCAGUUAAUGAGAUUAAAGAUUUAUCUGAUAAAUUAAAGAUAGCAGAGGGAAAACAAGAAGAAAUCCAACAGAAGGGACAAGCUGAGAAAAAAGAAUUACAACAUAAGAUAGAUGAAAUGGAAGAAAAAGAACAGGAGCUCCAGGCAAAAAUAGAAGCUUUGCAAGCUGAUAAUGACUUUACCAAUGAAAGGCUAACAGCUUUACAAGUACGGUUAGAACAUCUUCAAGAGAAAACUCUUAAAGAAUGCAGCAGCUUAGGGAUACAAGUUGAUGACUUCUUACCUAAAAUAAAUGGGAGCACAGAAAAAGAGCACUUGCUUUCAAAGAGUGGCGGGGACUGCACUUUUAUUCAUCAGUUCAUAGAAUGUCAAAAGAAGCUGAUCGUCGAGGGGCACCUAACCAAAGUAGUAGAAGAGACAAAGCUUUCAAAAGAAAACCAGGCAAGAGCAAAGGAAUCGGACUUGUCAGAUACUCUGAGUCCAAGCAAGGAGAAAAGUAGCGACGACACUACAGACGCCCAAAUGGAUGAUCAAGACCUAAAUGAACCCCUUGCGAAAGUGUCCCUAUUAAAAGAUGACUUGCAGGGUGCACAGUCAGAAAUUGAGGCAAAACAAGAAAUUCAGCAUCUUCGCAAGGAAUUGAUUGAAGCCCAGGAACUAGCUAGAGCAAGUAAACAAAAAUGCUUUGAACUUCAAGCUCUUUUGGAAGAAGAAAGAAAAGCCUAUCGAAAUCAAGUUGAGGAAUCCAGUAAACAAAUACAGGUUCUUCAAGCCCAACUACAGAGGUUACACAUCAAUAUUGAGAAUCUCCGGGAGGAGAAGGACAGUGAAAUCGCAAGUACUCGAGAUGAAUUGCUUAGUGCCCGAGAUGAAAUUUUACUCCUUCAUCAAGCGGCAGAAAAGGCUGCCUCUGAGCGGGACACUGACAUUGCUUCUUUACAAGAAGAGCUUAAGAAAGUGCGAGCUGAGCUUGAGCGGUGGCGGAAAGCAGCAUCUGAAUAUGAGAAAGAAAUCAUGAGUUUGCAAAAUAGCUUUCAGCUUCGGUGUCAACAAUGUGAGGACCAGCAGAGGGAAGAAGCAACCAGGCUGCAAGGUGAACUAGAGAAGUUGAGAAAGGAAUGGAAUGUAUUGGAUACCGAAUGCCGUUCUCUAAAAAAGGAAAAUGUUUUGCUGUCUUCAGAACUGCAGCGGCAAGAAAAAGAACUGCACAAUUCUCAGAAGCAGAGUUUAGAGCUUACCAGUGAUCUCAGUAUCCUGCAGGUGACCAGGAAAGAGCUUGAAAAUCAAGUGGGAUCCUUAAAAGAACAGCAUCUUCGGGAUUCAGCUGAUUUAAAAACUCUUCUCAGUAAGGCUGAAAACCAAGCAAAGGAUGUACAGAAAGAGUAUGAAAAGACACAGACUGUACUCUCAGAACUGAAGUUGAAGUUUGAAAUGACUGAGCAGGAAAAACAGUCAAUCACAGAUGAGCUCAAACAAUGUAAAGACAACCUGAAGCUGCUCCGAGAGAAAGGAAAUAAUCCUUCCAUAUUACAACCCGUCCCAGCCGUAUUCAUCGGCCUAUUCCUGGCUUUCCUGUUUUGGUGUUUCGGUCCAUUGUGGUAGAGAAAGAAACCCUGGCCCUGGAUGCCCAUGUUGGCUGCCCUGGUUGCGGUGACAGCCAUCGUGCUGUACGUGCCAGGUCUGGCCAGAGCUUCUCCAUGAGAGCGUUUCUUGAGUCCGUACACCGUCCUCCCUCUAGAAGCUGGCACCACACUCAUGCUGGGGACAAACAGAACCAUUUUCUUCCUUUUUACCUCUUAAAACAGCAGAAGUGCAAGAAUACAGCUGUAGGGUCAUUGCUUUAAAGUAUAUAAAAUGUAUCUGUCUAUAAAGAGGAUAUAAAAUUGUGACUCUUCUACUGUAAGCAAUAAUUUGCUUGCAAUUUUUCAUGUAAUUUUUAAAUGAGUAUGUUUAAAUUCUGAAUAUUACGGUGGCCUAAAGUAGGCUUCUUGGUACACCAAAUUAUUUAUAACAUUAAAUUUAUGGGUAUUUUACUCUGAAUUCUAAUGGCCAGGUAAUUCUUUCUUUUUUUUUUUUUUCUUUCUUUGAUUCGAUAACUACCCAAACCAAACAACUGAUACAUACAUGGGAAGAGAGGCCCUGUGUGCUCAGUGCCUAUCGGUUUGAAAUAUAUACACAUAUAUAUAUAUUUUUUACAUAUUUACGCCAUUUUUACUUGUUAUAAAACCACUGAGCUAUUGGGAACAAGACUUAGAUACAACUGUUUGCGUGGAUUUUUUUUUUUUUUUUUAAGGAGAAAUACACUUGGAAAAUAUUCUGUUCUAGUGAUGAUUUGGGGAAUAUGUGCACGCUUGUUCAGCCUUAAUGUGACUUGAUGAUGUGGAGGACAUCAACUUUGAAAAACUUUCCAUGAGAGUGCGUAUUUUCUUGAGCAAACUGAAGUAUUUCUGGGAGCAAAAACAUAGUAAUUAUACAGUUUCAGUGCAGUAAACCAAACUGUUGAGUCAAUUGGAAUGUAAUUUAUUAAACCUCAUGUAUUUAAAGAGAUAUUUUUCUUUAAAAGCCAAGUUACUUUCUCAUAUACAGCAUUUUAGGAAGCAUGAUUUUUUUUUUUUCAUAUCAUCUCUUCCUCCAAGCAUGUUUAAUUGAAGAAAGAAUUAAUAUCUCUUUAGAUAAGUUUUUACUGACUUAAUUUGGUUAUGAUAUUUCAAAGCUAAUUCGUGUUCAAGGUGAGCUAUUUUACCUACCAACAGAUUUCCUGGUUGGGUAUAUAAAUGGUAAUUUUCUUUUUAUCGUUGUUAACUGGGACAUUCUGUUAAUGAGAAGCACUAUCCCCAAGAUGAUAGUAUUCCAUGCACAGUGAAGCACCUAAGCACUGCUUGAUGUUGCAGAUUUAAAACACGGAAGUGAAGGUUUAGCUAUGGUUUUUGUACGGCACCACAGUUAUGUCAAUAAAGAUUAUUUAGGUCAUAGAAUAUCCUGAAGUAUCACAUAGUUAAAAUUUUUCAGUCAGUGAAAACUGGGAGGGAAUGUCAGUGAACGGGCUUGAAUGUUCUGUGGCAAUCCACAGGCCUAGCCAAAUAUUGAAGUAGAGUUUAGGAUAUAAUUUGCCUUGUGAUGUUUGGCAGUCAUUGUUUAUACUUUAAAGGUUAUACUUUAAGCUCUUUGGGAUUUGCUGUUGGGAGGAUCACUAGACUUAUGGAGGAAUUAGUCACAAAUUGACUUGUAGAAAAUACUGUCAUGUAGUUCAUUUCAUCUUCUUCUGUUGCAGGAAGCCACUCCACACAGAAUGCUAAUAUGCCAGUGGUACCCAGUACCUCUUGUAUAUAGGUUAUUGCAAAUAUUGUUCUGAAAUGCUUAACUUCAGAAUUACAUUUUUUAAAGUAAAUAAUUGUUUAAAUCUAUUUUGUAAAGAUAUAAAGUACAAUAGAAUUUCUGGAGUACAGAUUAAACUAUUUGCACUAACACACGUGAUGUGCAUGAUUUAAUAAAAUAACUUUACUCUCCCUAUGCA
Molecule: messenger RNA, 4243 nt
Organism: Bubalus bubalis (water buffalo)
Lineage: Eukaryota; Metazoa; Chordata; Mammalia; Artiodactyla; Bovidae
Gene: SLMAP
Product: sarcolemma associated protein
Exons: 23
Coding region: 199-2331 (710 amino acids)
Biological process (GO): regulation of voltage-gated sodium channel activity; regulation of membrane depolarization during cardiac muscle cell action potential; protein localization to plasma membrane
Source: RefSeq, a predicted model, not a curated record